Messenger RNA from Cooperia oncophora, 441 nucleotides. The record is from the annotation of a GenBank genome assembly. Lineage: Eukaryota; Metazoa; Nematoda; Chromadorea; Rhabditida; Trichostrongylidae.
AUGGUGCUCCAACUGGAUGAUGAUAUGCAGGAUAUGUUGGCUAUGUUAGCUGAUUUUCAGAAGAGAAAAACCUCCGUUGAGGAAAGAAUGGCACUUGCAAAGGAAUGCGAAAGUUCGCAGCUAGUUUUCGGGCCUGCUGUGGGUGGGUUGGAGAGGCUUGAAUCUGAGCGAGUUCUACAAAAAUACGAGGAUUUCGCCCUGAAGCUCCACGAAGCAAAGAAACUCUUGGCGGAUACGAAAAAGAUUUCUGCAACUUGUAAGCCUAGACGUGUGAAUCAGUUUGAUCCGAAAUUUGAAGGCCGUAUAUAUGAGAGCAUGAAGAACUUGUCACGUUAUUCAUCUGCGGUGCGAUUACGCAUCGAUGAACUGGAGAGGAAGGUUUUAUAUCUGACCUCGCGACCGGAGUAUGUUCCUUUUAAUAUACCUAUCCCACUACUUUGA